UAUAUGACCGUUACAAUCCCACAAUUCAAAUUUUCCCCAAAAAUUACAACGAUCGAAGAGAAGAAAAACGACCGUUUUCACUUUUCAACUCGGCUUCGAAAAUGGCUAUGGAGGACCAAGAGCUCAAGGACCCAGAAAUGGCGGAAGCAGAGAUGCAAGUUAUCAGAUCCAGAGCCACAGAGCUCCUUCUCAGAGAAGAAUGGAACGACGCCGUUUACACCUACUCCCAAUUCAUCACGCUCUGCAGAAACCAAACGGCGGCUACAGAUCACCAUCUUCCGAAGCUUCAAAAAUCUCUUUGUUUAGCCCUCUGUAACAGAGCUGAAGCUCGAUCCAAGCUCAGAAAUUUUGAAGAAGCCUUGAAGGAUUGCGAUGAAGCUUUGAAAAUCGAGUGCACCCACUUCAAAACUCUGCUCUGUAAAGGUAAAAUUCUUUUGAAUCUCAACAGGUACUCUUCGGCAUUGGAAUGCUUCAAAACAGCUCUGGUUGAUCCACAGGUAAGUGGGAGCUCUGAAAAUCUUAAUGGGUAUCUCGAAAAAUGUAAAAUGUUCCAACAUUUGUCCAAGACUGGAGCUUUUGAUCUAUCUGAUUGGAUUCUAAAUGGGUUUAGUGGGAAACCCCCAGAAUUGGCUGAAUUCAUCGGUCCAGUGCAGAUUAGAAGAUCUGGGAUCAGUGGACGCGGGCUUUUUGCGACGAAGAAUGUAGAUUCUGGGACGUUGCUGCUAGUCACCAAAGCAAUCGCCAUUGAAAGAGGGAUUUUGCCAGAAAAUUGCGACGAAAAUGCUCAAUUGGUAAUGUGGAAGAAUUUCGUUGAUAAAGUCACCGAUUCUGCCACAAAAAGCACCAAAACAAAGAAUCUGAUUGGUUUACUUUCGACUGGUGAAGCGGAGGACGAUCUCGAUGUUCCUGAGAUGAGUGUCUUCAAGCCAGAAACAGAGGAUCAGAUUAGAUCCACAGAAAUGAGUAAAAUCCUCAGUGUUUUGGACAUCAACGCGCUAGUUGAAGAUGCAGCUUCCGCGAAAGUUCUAGGCAAAAACAGUGAUUACUAUGGAGUUGGGCUGUGGGUUUUAGCGUCAUUCAUCAACCAUUCAUGUAGUCCCAAUGCAAGACGCUUACACAUUGGAGAUCACAUCAUGGUGCACGCAGCUAGAGACAUAAAAACAGGGGAAGAGAUCACAUUCUCAUAUUUCGAUCCCCUCUCGCCAUGGAAAGACCGAAAGAGAAUGUCAGAGACAUGGGGUUUCAAUUGCAAAUGCAAACGUUGCAGAUUCGAAGAACAAAUGAGCAAGAAAGAAGAGAUAAAAGAGAUUGAAAUGGGAGGAGGAAGUGAAAGGGGCAGGGGCAUUGAAACAGGGGCUGCAAUUUACAAGUUGGAAGAAGGAAUGAGGCGAUGGAUGGUGAGGGGAAAAGAGAAGGGGUACUUGAGGGCCUCAUUUUGGGAGUCAUACUUUGAAGUGUUCAGUUCGGAGAAGGCAAUGAAGAAAUGGGGAAGAAGAAUUCAAGGAAUGGAAAUGGUGGUGGAGAGCGUAGUAGACGCAGUGGGGAGUGAUGAGAGAGUGGUGAAGACGAUGGUGGAAAGGUUCAAGAGGAAUGGUAAUGGUGGUGGGGCCUUGGAAAUGGAAAGGGUUUUGAAAUUGGGGCGAGGGGUUUAUGGGAAGGUGAUGAAGAAACAGGCUUUGAGGUCACUUCUUGAGCUUGUUGGCAGCCAUGAAUAUGCCUACUAGCUUCUAUACCCAUCACUCUGUUUUUUUUUUUUUUUGUGUUCUUCUCUGUUUUGUUCUUCCCAUAUGCUUCUGAUUUGUGAAGCCUUUUUUGUUCUCUAAUUGUCUGAAUUGCUUCCUCGAAUUAAAAAGGGAACAUGUUCCAUAAAGAUUCAAACAGCAGUUAAGGUAA
Cucurbita maxima (winter squash) is the source of this 1893-nucleotide messenger RNA. RefSeq lists its product as uncharacterized. NCBI's taxonomy places the organism in Eukaryota, Viridiplantae, Streptophyta, Magnoliopsida, Cucurbitales, Cucurbitaceae. The coding region runs from base 102 to 1724 and encodes 540 amino acids. The record is from RefSeq and is a predicted model, not a curated record. Gene Ontology annotation, molecular function: protein binding. The transcript is spliced from 2 exons.